This is a messenger RNA of Sceloporus undulatus (fence lizard), 3632 nucleotides long. RefSeq names its product RNA-binding protein 12B-like. Gene Ontology annotation, biological process: regulation of RNA splicing. Bases 914 to 3220 code for a protein of 768 amino acids. NCBI's taxonomy places the organism in Eukaryota, Metazoa, Chordata, Lepidosauria, Squamata, Phrynosomatidae. Gene Ontology annotation, molecular function: RNA binding. The record is from RefSeq and is a predicted model, not a curated record. The transcript has 2 exons. Gene Ontology annotation, cellular component: ribonucleoprotein complex; nucleoplasm.
CUGCGCAUGCGCCAGUUCUACCGGAAGACGGAAGUCCGAACACAAUUGAUUAGUGAGGACUUCCGGUUUAGCUCCCCUAUCGGCGCUGGCCGUUGAUGGAGGAAUUCUCUGUGCGCAUGCGCGGCCUCCAGGAGAGUGGAGUGUAGCGGCCAUUUUAUCCCCGCAGAGCGGCGGAGGCGGCCCUGAAGGCUUCGGAGAGAGGCUGGCCUGGCGCCCCAGAGAGGACCGCGAGGCCGCUUCUCCCUCUCCCUCUCCGGCCGAGGAGCAGCCCCUGAGCGGCGGGGCUCCGCGGAGGCCCGUUGAUUUCACAGACUUUAUCAGGCCUUCCAAGAAGAAACAGGUAAGCUUCUAGAUGUUUAAUGCUUUUAUUGUCUGAGAUUAUGGCUUUUUCUCCCAGACUUGUUGCAGGAAAAGAAGAGGUACAGUUGAGGUGGGCUGGUCUACUGGUAUAGUGUAAUGUCUGUAAAUCUAAUAGGCUUCAAUGUUGUUUGGCUGUGAUGAGACAUUUUUUUCUGUUACAAACUUCUCGUUUUUGCUACCAGGUGGCAAAGAGAACAGAAGUUAUUUCUUGGUUUAAUCUUCGUGUAGAAUAUCUGAUGGACUAUUAUGUGUUGUGAAAGCUCUAUAUACUUUGUCAUAUAUAGUUGGAGUGACAUUGUUGCCUUAAUGAUUGGGAAUGCUGGAAGAACAGUCCAACACUGAUCUGUGAAUUGUUAGCAAGCUUACAUGUUAAACAGGCUUCUUGUGAUUCAUAUGAAGGAGUUACUGUUCCAUUUUGUAUACUUAAAAGAAGGUGGGAAUUUUGUUUUAUAUGCUAUAGCUUGAAGUAUAGCACUUUUCCAGUGUACUUAAGACUUGUUGUCAUGUAUACCUUUUUGUUCACAGGUGGUUUUUGCUGUGGGUUGAAAUCAGAAUGGCUGUAGUCAUCCGUUUACAGGGGCUCCCUGUUGUUGCGGGUUCUUCAGAUAUUCGCCAUUUCUUCUCAGGAUUGAAUAUUCCUGAUGGAGGUGUACAUAUUAUUGGAGGAGAAAAGGGAGAAGCUUUUAUUAUAUUUGCAACAGAUGAAGAUGCACGACGAGCAAUGAGUUAUUCAGGAAGAUAUAUUAAAGAUUCACGUACUGAGUUAUUUCUCAGCAGCAAGACAGAAAUGCAAAACACAUUAGAAAGCAGUAGGAAAAGAGUUGAUCGCAAUAGAAGAGAAAAAGCUGCAACUAGGUGGACAAGUUCUAGUAACUCUGGAGGUGGCAGCAUGUCAAAUUUAGGUGCACCUGUAAACAGAGGAUUUGGCAUAUCUACUUAUGAUUCUAUGCAUCCAUUAGAGGACAGAUUUCGUCCAAAUGGCUCUCAAAACACGAAUACAGAUCUUUCCAAAUCAAGCUAUAAUCAAUCCAGGAAAGAGUCACUUAAGUCAGAUAAUCGGUACUUAUAUAUAAGUGGUAUGCCUUACUCUGCAACAGAAGAUGACGUUAUUACUUUCUUUGGUGGUUUACAAGUGGAUGGGGUAAUCAUGUUCCAAACCAAUGGACAAAACAAUGGAGCUGGUGUGGUAAAAUUUGCUACACCGAGUGAUGCCAUGAAGGGGUUGCAGCAUGAUAAAGAAUAUAUGGGUAAAAGAUUUAUAAAAGUAUGUAGCUCUCAAAAAGAAACAUGGGUUCAGAAUGGAGGAAGAGUAGAGGAAACGGAUCACCCUUUCAGUAAUGAACUCGUUCAUGAGAUGGAUAAAAAAAGUUAUUUUUCAAGCAAAGAGUCUACAAGAAGAGACCUAGACUACUCAUCCUCAAGAAGGCGUACCCAUUCCAGAUCUUCAUCAAGAAUUAUGACACAUACUGGUUCAAAAUCGCCACCAAGGAGGACUGAGGCACAUACCAGUUCAAGAUCUCCGAGGAGGGUCACGGUACGGACCCGUUCAAGGUCACCUCCAAGUAGGGUUAUGAAACACAGGCAUUCGAAGUCACCUUCACAAAGGAUUGUGGCACAUACAAGAUCAAGGUCGCCUCCGAGGAGGGUCAUGGCACGCACCCAUUCAAGGUCUCCACCAAGGAGGGUUACAGCAAGCUCUCGUUCACCUUUAUCUGGUUCAACCCGUUCUCAUUCACCUCAUAACAAGGAGUAUUAUAUACAUGUAAAAAAUUUGCCACUUGGUAUUGGGAAAAGAGAUUUGAGAGCAUUCUUUGGAGGGUCAGAUAUACCUAGCAGUCAUAUUACAUUCUUGAAAUUAUAUGAUAAUAAAACAAACCAGGAAGCAGUUGUGAUGUUCAGAUCAACACGAGAGUAUUGUUCUGCAUUAGGGUAUCACAAGCAUGAUCUUCAUGGACAGCAAAUUUUACUUUACACCAUUUCUAAAACAGCAGUGUCACAGCUUGCUGGAUUUUCUGAAACUAAAAGCUCUCCAGAAAGUCAUCACCAUGUCAAGGAGAAAAGUGACCGGGAUGGAUAUUCUGGCCAAAAUACAUGUUUAUAUGCAAGGAACUUUCAAUAUGAUGUGACAAAAGUUGAAGUCCAGAAGUUUUUUGCAGGAUUUCAUAUUUGUGAUGAUGAUAUUCAGUUGCUUUAUGAUGACAAGGGGAUUGGACUGGGAGAAGCAUUGGUGAAAUUCAGAAGUGAAGAUGAAGCCCAGAAAGCUGAAAGCUUAAAUCACCGACGUUUUUUGGGCACAGAGGUACUCCUGAGAUGUAUAUCUGAGAAACAAAUGCAGGAGUUUGGUAUUAAUAUUUCCUCAGUGUCAGAAGAAAAGGUGCAGGAUCAUCUGCAUGGAUAUGAAAGAGAUAAAAAUGUUUAUCCUGGAGAUUCACAAGGACUGUCCAUCCAAAGGGACCUAAAUCAUCCAACUGAUUAUAGACAUCCAUCUAAUGAUUGUCUCUCUUUACCUGAUCAGUUUAGACACCCUGCCUCAUUUACAGAGUAUCAAAGUAAAGGUAUGCAUGGACAUUUUCCACAUGGACGUUUUAUGCCAGACUCUAAUUUCAGUGGUGGGACAGAUCGGGCCACACUGAUUAAAUUAAAGAAUAUACCAUUUCAAGCAUCACCUAAUGAAAUUCUGGAUUUUUUCCAUGGCUACAAGAUUAUACCAGAAUCUCUUUCUUUCCAACACAAUGAAUAUGGAAUGUCUUCUGGUGAAGCUGUUGUUGCCCUGGUAAAUUACAGUGAAGCCAUGGCAGCUAUUAAUGAACUGAAUAACAGGCCAAUUGGCUCAUGCAAAAUUAGAUUAAACUUGGUAUAGAUGAGAAGAUGCCUAUGAGGCAUAUUGAAGAAAUGUACAUUUCUAAUGUAGAGAAAUGAUUCCCAUAGAGAGAAAAAUAGUUUGUAAAUAGUUUUGACUGAUUUUAAAAUAUAGGAAAUUUUGGGUGGGGCUGAACUAGUGUUUUUUGGACAGCAUUAGAUUACCUUGGCAGUUCAUGAAAAUAUGUCUUUGUAUGGACUUUGUUUUUGAUCCUGUAGCUGCAUGUAUAUUUAUGAGUUUUCUGUGUUUAUUCAGUAUAGCUACACUUUAAGAGCUAGACAUUGUGUCCUCCUGUAUAUAUUAACAGGACCCACAAUUUCCUUGGAAAAUUGACAGUUCUUCUGUUCAUGGUUGUUUUAAGUACUUUGUUCACGUCAGAUCAACAUUUUAAAUAAAAAUACAUAAUCUGAAA